AGUCAAUGCAACGGCAAUAAGCGAUGGAAAUGAAUGAACAGAACUUACAAGCUCUAGCUGGAUAUCUCCAAAAGACACUCUCACCCGAUCCAACAGUGAGAAAACCGGCCGAGCGAUUUCUUGAGUCAGUGGAAGGACAUGCUAACUACCCGAUUUUGCUUCUUCAUCUUAUUGAGGCAGAUAGUGUUGAGUCGUCUAUUCGGAUCGCAGCAGCAAUUUCGUUUAAGAAUUUUGUUCGUCGCAAUUGGCGUACUGUGGAAGAUCACGACAACAGAAUUAGUGAUGGCGAUCGGUCAACGGUGAGAAGGCUGAUAGUCAGUCUGAUGUUGAAGACGCCAGAGAGAAUACAAGUACAGCUGAGUGAAGCAAUCGGAAUUAUUGGUCGAGAGGACUUUCCUGAUAAGUGGCCAGAGUUGCUAACUGAAUUGGUUGAGAAAUUCUCGUCAGGGGAUGUUCAUGUUAUCAAUGGCGUGUUGAAAACGGCUCACUCAUUGUUUAGACGAUACAGACACGAGAUGAAAUCUGAUGUUCUUUGGUUAGAAAUAAAGUUUGUACUUGAGAAGUUUGCGACUCCAUUGACAAGUCUAUUGCAGCAUAUGAUGACUUUAGUCCAUCAACAUUCCAGUGAUCCAGCAGCUUUGAAAAUUCUCUUCAGUUCUCUCACUCUUGUAUCUAAGAUAUUCUACAGUCUCAACUACCAGGACUUGCCUGAGUACUUUGAAGACAACAUGCAAACGUGGAUGGAUAGUUUCUAUACUCUACUGAUGUUCAACAGCAAGUUGUUACAGACUGAUGAUGAUGACGAGGCCGGUCCAAUAGAACUCAUCAGAUCUCAAAUCUGUGACAACAUUGCAAUGUACGCUCAGAAAUACGACGAAGAAUUUGGAUCUCACUUACCACGUUUUGUAAGCGCCGUGUGGGAGCUAUUAGUCACAACAGGACUGCAAGUCAAAUACGAUCUGUUGGUCAGCAAUGCCAUCCAGUUUCUUGCAAGUGUGGCGGAGCGUGCGAACUACAAACAACUGUUUGAAAGCGAGGACACUUUACGAGGAAUCUGUGAGAAAGUGGUUGUUCCAAACAUCCAUUUUCGAGAUUCAGAUGAGGAAGUAUUUGAAGACAAUCCAGAGGAGUACAUUCGGCGUGAUAUCGAAGGCUCUGACAUUGAUACGAGACGUCGAGCGGCUUGUGAUUUAGUGAGAGCAUUGUGUCGCCAUUUUGAGGCUCCGGUCAUUGAGAUAUUCUCAAGUUAUGUUACUAGUUUGCUAACAGAGUAUUCAAAGAGUCCAGUAGCAAAUUGGAGGAGCAAAGAUGCAGCCAUCUAUCUGGUCACAUCACUUGCCACACGGUCGAAGACUCAGAAGCACGGGACCACCGAAGCUAGUGAACUUGUCAACAUUGGAGAGUUCUACACAAACCAAAUUAAACCUCACCUGGAGUCACCUCAAGUCAAUGAGCUUCCUGUCUUGAAGGCUGACUCUGUAAAAUACAUACUCACAUUCAGAAGUCUGCUUUCUCGUGAUCUCUUAGCAGCUGCAGUCCCUUGUUUGACUAACCUUGUGGCAUCUAGAGCCAUUGUCGUGCAUAGCUAUGCCGCCUCGUGUCUAGAACGGCUUUUCACGAUGAGAACUGUCGGCGGAGGAUCACCGUUUUCUCCUGCAGAGGUUCAGCCCAUUACUGAGGCCCUUCUGACCAACUUGUUCUCUGCUCUCACGCUUCGUGGAUCUGAAGAGAACGAAUACAUCAUGAAAGCAAUCAUGCGAACUUUGGUGACAUUGAAGGAGGCUGUUCUUCCAUACAUUCCCAUCGUCCUGCAACAGUUGGUGGCGAAGCUAGAGAUUGUGACGAAGAACCCAAGCAAACCACACUUCAAUCAUUAUCUGUUUGAGGCACUCUGUUGUACAAUAAGGGCAACAUGUCGACAAGAUGCUUCUGCUAUUGUAACGUUUGAGGAAGCUCUAUUUCCCAUCUUUCAAGGCAUACUCACCAGAGACGUGUUAGAAUUCAUGCCAUAUGUUUUCCAAAUUUUGUCGUUGUUAUUGGAGGUGCGGCCAGCUCCUAUACCUGACUCUUACAUGCAGCUGUACCCGCACCUGUUGACACCAGUUUUGUGGGACAGACAGAGCAAUGUUCCUGGCUUAGUCAGAUUGCUGCAAGCUUAUGUUUGUAAAGGAUCAGAGAGUGUGGCAGAAAGUGACAAGCUGAUGCCAUUGCUAGGAGUAUUUCAAAAGCUAAUUGCUUCCAAGAACAACGACCAUGAAGGCUUUUAUAUCCUCAGCAGUCUUGUGGAACAUCUACCAAUAGCUACAUUGGCCGGUCAACUCAAGAGUGUCUUUGUAAUUUUGUUUCAACGAUUACAGAACUCGAAGACAACGAAAUAUGUGAAAGGUUUGCUUGUGUUCUUCUGUCUCUUUGCGGGUAAACAUGGUGGCAAUGCUCUGGUCACUCUCAUUGAAGACAUCCAACCAAAAUUGUUCGGAAUGGUGAUAGAAAAACUAUUUGUUCCAGACGUUCAGAGGGUUUCUGGACACACUGAACGGAAAAUUUGUGCAGUUGGAAUGACAAGAGUUUUGACUGAAGCAGACAGUCUGUUGAGCGUGGGUUACAGCAAACUGUGGGUUCAGCUGCUGCAGUCAUUGGUCCAGCUGUUUGAGCUUCCGGAAGAUGACUCAGUGCCCGACGAUGAACAUUUCAUUGAAAUCGAAGACACUCCUGGUUAUCAGGCUGCUUACAGUCAAUUGGUGUUUGCUGGGAAACAAGAACGUGAUCCGUUCAAGCUGGAGUAUGAAAAUCCGAAGGCGAAUUUGGCAAAAUCGUUGCAUAAACUGUCAUUAAGUCACCAAGGAAAGCUAACUCCUCUCCUGACCGGCAACAUGACACACGACGCUCUCCAGUAUUUGACAACAUAUCUGCAAGCAGCUAACAUCACAUCUUUGGCGUGAUAACCUUUGUUCAUGCAUCUCAUUGCGUAUUAUCUAAACAUAACAUAAACAUUGGCGGUAUUCAGAAAGGCGCGUUGGUUCCAAUAUUAACGGCUGAUAGGUACAGUACUGUGAUCAAUAUAAUAGAUAUUAAUUAAUGAACAAUUGCAUUGAACUUUUUGGUUUAAUUAAAAAAUUAAAAUUAGAUAGGAUGACGUCUUUAUAACGUCGCAGUUUGAACCUGCAAAGAUGUCAUCUCAUC
Molecule: messenger RNA, 3180 nt
Organism: Corticium candelabrum
Lineage: Eukaryota; Metazoa; Porifera; Homoscleromorpha; Homosclerophorida; Plakinidae
Product: exportin-2-like
Exons: 26
Coding region: 24-2939 (971 amino acids)
Biological process (GO): protein import into nucleus; protein export from nucleus
Cellular component (GO): nuclear envelope; cytosol
Molecular function (GO): nuclear export signal receptor activity; small GTPase binding
Source: RefSeq, a predicted model, not a curated record